This is a messenger RNA of Oldenlandia corymbosa var. corymbosa, 4349 nucleotides long. NCBI's taxonomy places the organism in Eukaryota, Viridiplantae, Streptophyta, Magnoliopsida, Gentianales, Rubiaceae. The record is from the annotation of a GenBank genome assembly.
ACAAAUUCCACAAUCAAAACCAACAGGAGGGGACUCAUAUCAUCAGAUCAUUAUCAUCACCUCAUAUAAAACCCGCCUUCUCUGUAUCACUGUAUGUGUGAGAGAGUUCUGUACUUUCUGUUCUUUGUUCCCUCCUCUCAGUUCUCUUUUUCUUUCUUCUCGUACCUUCACUAUUUUUCCCCUCUCACCGGGUCGGGUCGUUUCAGAAAAAAACCGUUUCAGGCAACCUCAGCUUCACUCCCGUUCUCUCUCUUUCUACAGAUACGUAUACAAACACGUCUCUGCGUACGAAGGGAAUUUAUAUACUACAAGCUCAAUUUGGAGUAAAAAACAAAAAAAUAGGUGUAAAAUUUUGCAGGAAUUGCUGCUGAAUUCUCUCGUUCACAUACGGUUGGAAAUUCUCGUGAAGAUCUGAUUUAUUUUAUACAAGGUGGUGGUGGUGGUGGUGAAUUGGUGAUGAUUAGGACUAAUUAAUGCACCUGAAUGAUUUGAUUGCUGGAUUGAUUUUCUGAACUUAGCUCAGAAAAUAUUUCUGUCCCCGCCGGAACGGCUGUUUGUUGAUGCUCAUCUAAGAGAGGAGACCAAAUAAAAAAGAAAAAUUCUCCAGGCUGCUGUUGAUUUUCCGUCGUGAGAGAUGGUUGCUUUUGGGAAGAAGUUGAAGGAGCGACAAAUUCAAGAAUGGCAGGGAUAUUAUAUCAACUACAAGUUAAUGAAGAAAAAGGUGAAACAAUAUUCUCUCCAAAUGCAAGCUGGAGCACUAGAUCGAAGAUAUGUUCUCAAGGAUUUCUCCCGCAUGUUGGAUAACCAGAUUGAGAAGAUUGUUCUGUUUUUGUUGGAGCAACAAGGCCUGCUAGCCAGCAGGAUUGAGAAACUUAAUGAGCAGCAAGAUGCUCUGCAGGAGCAGCCUGAGAUAAGCAAAAUAUCUGAGCUCCGUGAGGCAUAUAGAGAUGUUGGCAGAGAUCUAUUGAAGCUUCUCUUUUUUGUGGAAGUCAAUGCAGUCGGACUGAGAAAGAUCCUUAAGAAGUUUGAUAAACGUUUUGGCUCUAGAUUCACUGAUUAUUAUGUUAAAACUCGUGCCAAUCAUCCAUAUUCCCAGCUCCAGCAAGUUUUUAAGCAUGUGGGAUUAGGAGCAGUGGUUGGAGCUAUAUCUCGCAAUCUUGGAGAGCUACAGGAUCGUCAGGGGAGCUAUUUGUCGAUUUAUGACCAGCCCGCUCUACCCCUGCAGGAUCCUGUCGUUGACUCAUUACAAUCUGCUGUUGAUAGAUUAACCUAUUCAACCAAUUUCCUCCAUUUUCUAGCUCAACAUGCCCUUAUUAUGCAAGAGGAGUUACCUAGUCCUGUGGAGGAGCAAGCGGAAGAUGGAAGAUACCACUUCAUGUCUCUUUUAUUGAACUUGGCCAAUACAUUUCUGUAUAUGGUCAAUACUUACAUCAUUGUUCCUACUGCUGAUGACUACUCAAUGAGCCUUGGAGCUGCUGCAACAGUGUGUGGUGUUGUAAUUGGAGCCAUGGCUGUCGCUCAAAUUUUCUCCUCUGUGUACUUCAGUGCUUGGUCUAACAGAUCAUAUUUCAAGCCUUUGGUCUUUAGCAGUAUCGUUCUUUUUCUUGGAAAUACUCUAUAUGCGCUAGCUUAUGAUUGCAAUUCAAUAGCUAUUCUUCUGAUUGGACGACUGAUGUGCGGUUUGGGUUCGGCUAGAGCUGUAAACCGGCGUUAUAUAAGUGACUGCGUACCACUUAAAAUUCGGAUGCAAGCAUCGGCUGGUUUUGUUAGUGCCAGUGCCCUUGGAAUGGCAUGUGGUCCUGCACUAGCUGGGUUGCUCCAGACUAAAUUUAAAGUGUACAAGCUCACAUUCAAUCAGGACACAUUGCCGGGAUGGGUUAUGGCCAUAGCAUGGCUGGCCUACCUAAUAUGGUUGUGGAUAUCGUUCAGAGAACCUGCUCAUGAGACAGAAGCAAACCCAGUAUCAGAAGGGUCAAAAAAAGUGACAGUCGACAGUGAUGCUCUCGAAAAGGGCGUUGCUCAACCGUUGCUUCUUACCACGGAGGAGCAUGCGCAACAAGAUGAUGAUCAAGACUAUGACGAAAGCGAAGAAGCUUCUGAGGAUUCCCGUUUACCUGCAACCUCUAUAGGAUCUGCGUACAGACUGCUUACACCUUCUGUGAAGGUUCAGCUAUUGAUUUAUUUCAUGUUAAAAUAUGUGAUGGAGAUUUUACUCUCAGAAUCAAGUGUUGUUACUACAUACUACUUUGGCUGGUCUACAAGCUCGGUUUCCAUUUUUCUGGCAUGCCUUGGCUUGACAGUUCUACCUGUGAACAUUUUUGUUGGGAGCUACAUUAGUAACAUGUUCGAGGACAGGUAUAUACUACAGAAUGUGGCAUAUUGAAAUCAUAAUAGUUCUCUUUUUGUUGAGUGGAACAUUAUGUUUUGGGUUUAUGGGUGCAAUGAAUUAGUAGAACAUUACAUUUUAGUUUUGGGGAUGCAGUGAAUUUGAUGUGUAGCAAUGAGGUCUGAGGUUGAUUUCUUUAUUGACUACCGUAUAUGUGGAUUUGUUAUCUGAAGUUUAAGAAAGUAUUUUACCAUUGAGAAUGUCGUGGUAUCUUGAUGAUCUUGAUGAUGGUGGCCAUAGAAAUUGGAAAGGGGAAACUUUUGAACUGAUUUUUUUAACCCCUUCAGUAAAAUCAUUUCCCUUCCUGUUUUGGUCCAUUUUAAUGCUUGGAAGAGCAUGUCAGAGGUGAACGGUCAUGAAAAUUGGAAAAUGCAACUCAAAGAGUAUUAAGAAGUGUUGUAUGUUUGUCAUUCCAUUUCUCUUUCCUUUGGGCCUAUGUAAAUGUGAAGGUGACUUCUGUGCAUGCUCAGGAGUUUUAAAGCAGCUUUGUGAAGUUUUAUACGCUUUCAUACAGCAAGAGUUGAUGAAUCUUUUCUCAAAAUUUUUCAUGCAGGCAAAUUCUAAUUGCUUCUGAAAUUAUGGUUCUACUUGGUAUAAUCUUCAGCUUUGAAGCAUUUGUGCGAUAUUCUGUUCCGCAGUAUGUUACUUCAGGGCUCAUAAUGUUUGUGUCCGCUGAAGUAUUGGAAGGUAAGAUCCAUCCUUGUCUUUCAAGCAUUGUUAUCUUUAGGGGGAAGCAGAAAUAUUGGCCAUCAUAUUAACCAUGAUGGUAUUUUCCCUGUUCCUAGUGAAACUUGCUUCAAAUGCAGAGGAGAUUAAAUUUGAUUCAUUUUUAAAUUACAUCUUCACAGUUUACAAUGGAUUUUUUUCAGCACUACUUGAAUGAGAUUAAAAUGCAUUACAAUGUUAUACUAACCUAGAAGCGUAACCAUUACAAUGCGAGGCUGUAGAAUCUUUUAAAAUGGUGAUUCUCAUGUUUGAGAACGGCGUACUGUUAGGUGAGGGAAUAAGCCAAGUAUUUUGCAACUUUAGACUCCAACUGUCCAAAAACAAUUAGAUGUCAGGUUUCUUGAAUUAUUUUAUUCUUAGAAGUAGAGAUGUAAAACUAUUAUUAUGGGAUGAAUGCCUUUCUGACCAUCGAUGUGGCUCCCUUCCUCAUUAUAUCCCCGGCAAACUGAUAAAGAAGUGGUGCUUUUAUCUUCAUGUCAUGGAGAUUUCGUUUUCGGCUUCCUUUACUAGCUGGAUUUGAGUGAUCUAUCAAACAUUAACUAACGAGAUGAUGGUAUGGUUGUUAAUGCAGGCGUCAAUUUGUCGCUCCUCUCUCGAGUGAUGUCAUCUAGGCUUUCUCGUGGAACUUAUAAUGGUGGCCUUUUGUCAACUGAAGCCGGGACAAUUGCUCGGGUGAUUGCGGAUGCAACGAUCACUCUGGCUGGUUAUUUAGGGGAGAGUAAGCUCCUGAAUGUCACACUGCUUCCGUCGCUGGUGAUCUGCGUGGGAUCGAUUAUAGCUACCUGUUAUACCUACAACUCGUUAUACUAGGACGACAAGGUCAUACCGUGCGUUCUAGUUCAACGAUAUGUCUGUCCAUAAGGUGGUGGGUAUAAUUUCGUGUAAUUCAAUCAUUUGUCCAUUUUUAUCAGUUUAUUAUUUCAUUGAUUGAUGGCUUUGUUUAAGCCAUGAGGAUUAUAUAUUGUUGAUAGUCUUAUCAAUUUUUUUUUAAAGAUAGUAAUUUAGGUGGAAAAAAAAAAAAACCCGGAGUGCCAAACCGUCCAAACGUCCACCUUCACAAUUUUGAUUUCCCAUAAACGUCCACCUUCACCAUCCAUUUGACAGUGUAGUGUUCCAGUUGUCUGUAAUCUGUAUGUAAUAUAUGUCAAUGAUAAAUUCCGAAAUUUAUUAUUCACAAAUUACCGUUUUGUGAUUCCGUUGAGUAGAAUUAGAACGUGGUUAAAAUAUAACAUUGUCA